Molecule: messenger RNA, 1855 nt
Organism: Guillardia theta CCMP2712
Lineage: Eukaryota; Cryptophyceae; Pyrenomonadales; Geminigeraceae
Exons: 3
Source: RefSeq, a predicted model, not a curated record
GGAGAAGUGAGGAGAAAGCGAGGCAGUUUGACGAGGAGCAAGGAUAGCUGGAUGCAGAGGGCGAGUAAUCUGUGGUUUGCAAGAUGGGAGGAUCCGUUCCUGGCAGGAUUUCUGUUGCAGACGGAAAGCGGCCCAAACCUAAACUUGUAAGUGGACGGCAAGGAGGAGGGAACAGGUGGAUGAGGAGCGGCUGUAGGAGCAGAUUUUCAAGUCUGUCUUGGUGAUAAAAGUUAAGAGUGGGUCGGGCAAGAAGAGUUUUGGAAGAACCGGGUCCUGAGAUUACACAAUGGUUGUGCGGACGGAAUCGAGUGGUAAAGACAACUGCGAAUGCUGGUGGAAGAGUGGCGGGCAAGCUCUCAAGAUCUCGGGCAGCAGCGUCUCCAAGACCAGGGAUGCUCCUGACUUCUGCGUCGCCCUCGGUGCCAUGGAGUUCGCCAGCGGGACUCAUGAGUUUGACUUCGGCAUCAGCCGAGGGAGCGAUUCGGUGGUGCAUGUAGGGGUGGCGUCACCGGACCUGGAGCUGGAUCAGACGUUCUGCAGGAAGGAGGCCAGGGACAGAGUGUGGUACUUCUUCGGUUGCGGGUACGUGAACGCGAUGAGGAACGGAUGGGACGACAUCGUGUCCAAGGAGGCGGACGGUACAAAGCUGCCAAAGCUGCAUACCUCAGACAAGGUGCGGCUGCACCUCAACAUGGAUGAAGGAGAGCUGCGGUUCUCUCUGUUCCGGCCAGAGGAAGGAGGAUGGUCACAGCUCCCUGGCAAGCUGAGCGGGAUCAAGGGGCCGGUCGUUGCUGCCUGUUGCCUACAAGACCGGGCUGUGGUGACAUUGAGCGAGGGGGCCAAAGUGACCGAGCGGCUCAUCACGGUGGACUCGUUGCGGAGGAUGAAGGUGGACCGGUAUCAGCAUGUGACGUCCAGACUGAACUUGGACUUCAACUCUGGGAAGGGGGGAGGGGAGGAAGUGCCGCCCAAGUCCUCCAAGAGGAGCGCGGCGUCGGCAAGCAUGCGGCCAAUGUCGCUGUCCACGACCACCAUCCCGAUCAUGGACCCGGUGUAUAUCAUGCCUGUGCCUGUGCAGCGAGGAGGAUACGCGAGAGCCUCAGUGUCAAAGCUGCAGGAGAACCUUCAGAGGAGGCUGACUUCUGACAUCAUGAUCGGCCCCUCCUUCUCCUACUACGGCGGGGGUGGAGGAACAGGAGGAGCGGUAAAGACUGGGGACCCAAGAGGCACGGUGAAGGCAGUGGAGUUUGGGGAGAGCGGGUGGUUGAGCCCUGAGAGGACGAGGCAGCAGGGCGGCUCCCAGCCUCUCGGGGGGGAGGACGCUCUGAGAUCGCCAGGAGGGAGGGGCUUGCUUAUGACGACGGGGCUAAGGUGUCAGACUUCAGAGAAGAAGAGGAGGAGCUGGGAGGGGAGCGAGGCUACAGCAGCAAUGGAGGAGAGGAUGCAGGGGAAGGUGCAGAUAGCGGAGAGCAUCCUGUUGCACCUGAGGACGAGAGACCAGGCGGAGAAUCACCAGCAGCACCAGCAGCAUCAGGGCUGGCGAGAAGCGAACAACUUGCCGAGAGAUCCGCCAUGGCAGCCCAAGAUCACAGUAAAGACGUCCAGGGACAGGAUACGAAUCCUCAGCCAGCAGGCGGCAGCUCAGCAGCGGACGAUAGCAGACUCAUUCAGGCCAGGAAGGACUCUCAGUCAGACGUCAGUCGACUCGCAACUUGCCCGCAGCCUGAGAAAGCGAAAUGGGUCAAUCUAUCGGGAGAUGAAGACCCUAAGGUUUGGUAAAGAAGAACAGAAGGGCGAGGAGGAACGUAUGCUGUCAGUCAGCCUCAACGACCUGAGGAAGGAGAACUACAAAGAG